AUGAAGUUCGUCACAGCUGUCGCGCUCUUGGCCUCCACUGCUACAGCUUUGGAAUGGCUCCCCAUCGUGCCUCUUCACGCGCGUCAGGUCACCAGCGGAGCCAAGUACGAGUGCCACGAGAACUGCGGCUAUGCAAUCCUUGGAGCAGCUGAGGACGGCUACUGCACCAACUCCACCUGGACGGACUACUUCGAGGGAUGUCUUCAGUGCGCGAAUACCUUUGACAUCUGGCAAUACUACGGAGACGGUGUCACAGAAGCCGCGGACGGAUGUAACCUUGACGCGACGCCUGUCACUGCUUCGAACAGCACGAACAACGCGACUACCACGGCAGGGACAUCCGGCACCGCUGGUUCAUCUUCCACAGCAUCUGCCACCGGCUCGAGCUCGUCUGCUACUUCGAGCACCGACGCCAGCGCUGCCAAUAGCAACCAGCCUGCCACUAUCGCCUUUGCAUUGGCUGCUGUUAUGGCCGCAACUCAACUCCUGUGA
This is a messenger RNA of Colletotrichum scovillei, 492 nucleotides long. RefSeq lists its product as uncharacterized. NCBI's taxonomy places the organism in Eukaryota, Fungi, Ascomycota, Sordariomycetes, Glomerellales, Glomerellaceae. The record is from RefSeq and is a predicted model, not a curated record. The transcript is spliced from 3 exons. The coding region runs from base 1 to 492 and encodes 163 amino acids.